Messenger RNA from Leptonychotes weddellii (Weddell seal), 793 nucleotides. The record is from RefSeq and is a predicted model, not a curated record. NCBI's taxonomy places the organism in Eukaryota, Metazoa, Chordata, Mammalia, Carnivora, Phocidae.
GCUGCCUACCCCGUCAGUGUGUCCACAGCUUCGUCGGCCACUUCAAGUCCCGACGAGAGCGGGAAGCAGAGCUGGGAGCUCGGGCCAUGGAGUUUACCAACAUUUAUGUGAAGAACCUCCAUGUGGACGUGGAUGAGCAGGGCCUGCAGGACCUCUUCUCCCAGUUUGGGAAGAUGCUGAGUGUGAAGGUGAUGAGGGACGACAGUGGCCACUCCCGAGGCUUCGGCUUUGUCAACUUUGAGAAGCAUGAGGAAGCCCAGAAGGUAGGAGCCUCCCCAUGGCUCUGUUUCAUGGAGGAGGCACCAAGCCAGCACUAGGAAGAAAAGAGAUCAGGCUCAGGGGGCUCCAGCUGCCACGGAGGAGAAGAAAGUCCCUCCCCAGCCUGGGCCCACACCAGUCAGGGCCCUUCCUGCCUGUGGCAAAGGCAGAAGGUUGUAGCCUCCUUUGGGUGCUUCCAAACCCUAAGGCCGACUGCUUUUCAUAGAUUCUUGCCCACAUGGGAGGUGGAAGGGCCUUUGAGAUAGCCACGGCCCUUUUCUUGAAUUGAUGGUGGGACUGAGGCUGGGGAGGGGAAGUGCUAUGUGAUUCCUAGCUCCCAGGUCUUUGCAAAUGCUGUUUCUCAAAAUGUUUCCCUUCUCUUGCUCCUUAGAUGAGUGCUGUCCAAUAGAAAUAUAAUGGGAGCCACAUUAUUUUCCAGCAGCCACAUUAAAAAGGGUAAAAAAAAAAAAAACAAACCAACAAACUGAUUUUAAUAAUGUCUCAUUCAACUUAACAUAUUGAAAUUAUCACUCCA